Papaver somniferum (opium poppy) is the source of this 1975-nucleotide messenger RNA. RefSeq names its product ankyrin repeat-containing protein BDA1-like. The transcript has 2 exons. Gene Ontology annotation, molecular function: protein binding. The coding region runs from base 674 to 1948 and encodes 424 amino acids. NCBI's taxonomy places the organism in Eukaryota, Viridiplantae, Streptophyta, Magnoliopsida, Ranunculales, Papaveraceae. The record is from RefSeq and is a predicted model, not a curated record.
GGUGCGGUAUGUUUCUGAUGCAGGUCGUCCUUGAUAACUUAUCCCAGUGGUAUUUAUGGCUAAAACAGACGAUGAUUUUUAUCAGUUAGAGUUGCAACUCGGAUGCAGUGGGUAUGAAGUUAUAAAUGUCAAAGUACAUACAAGAUUUGGUCAUGGAAUGUGUAGUCUUUUCGCUUUCACUGUAACUUUGGUUCAUCUUUGGGGAGUUUUUAACUAGAUAUUCUCUUUGAACAUUGCCUUUUUUAUACAAUUCUUGAUUAGAUGGAGCACCUUGAUUGGCGUUGCCGCCUUGAAUGAUUUUUUCCACUCAUUCUUGUUUCGUUUGAGUUUUGGCAUCAAAGUCAAAUAAACCAAUAAUAAAAUUAUCUCUGAUGAUUAAAAACAUUAUCAUUUCUACUGGUAAAAUUGCCAGCAGAUUUUAAUACAAAAACUAAAGUGGAAGACUUUGAAGUUUGAAUGUUUCAUUCAACUUUGUGCCUCUCUCUCUCCCUCUAUCUUACAGAAUUUGUGAAGAGCCAGUAGCUCGCGGCUCUCAACCGCCGUGUAGGAGUCAUGGACGAGAGAUUGUUUACGGCUGCUCUGACCGGUAAUGUAGUUCACCUGCAUCAAUUGCUCAACGAAGACCCUCUUAUGCUCCGCUCUGCUGCUUUGGCUUCUGCAGAGACACCUUUACAUGUUGCCUCCAUAUGUGGGAAUCUUCAGUUAUGUAAAAGAGAUGAUAAGAUUGAAACCUGAAUUCGCUGGAGAACUAAACCAGAACGGAUUUGGUCCAGUUCACUUGGCUUCGGCAAAUGGGCAUGUUGAGAUAGUGAAGGAGCUACUGAUGGUCAACCGGCAUCAUUGUCGUUUGAAGGGUCGAGAUAGAAGCACACCUCUUCAUUAUGCAACUGUGGAAGGCAGAAUUGGAGUUAUAAAUGAACUGAUUUCGUGUUGUGAAGAAUCCUUUGAAGAUGUUACGAUUCGAGACGAAACAGCUCUCCAUCUCGCAGUAAAGAACAACCAGUUUGAAGCUUUAAAAAUUAUGGUGGACAUGCUCAGGCAACUGAACAAAGGGGAAAUAUUGAAUAAGAAGGAUCAAGAAGGGAACACGGUUCUACACCUUGCAACAUCAUCGAAACAACGAGAGGCAGUAGAAUUGUUGCUUAUGAAGGCUCCUAGUUCUACGCCAUUGGAGGUGAACUUGAUGAACAAAAGCAAUCUCACAGCUCUUGACUAUCUACUUAUUCUUCCCAUGGAACCAAAUGAUAGAGAUAUAGAAGCAAUGCUUCGUCAAGCAGGAGCAAAGAGAGCUCAGGAGAUAGGUCAAGUCCUCGAUCUUCAGAUUCUUGAAAAUUAUACUAACAAUCAGGCAGAAAUAACAGUGGCCGAAUCUCCAGUAGAUCGUUUGGUUGGAUUCUUCAAGUUUCGAAGAGGAAGAGAUUCUCCAAGUGACGCGAGAAAUGCUUUAUUAGUUAUAGUCGUAUUAAUCGCAACCGCAACAUACCAAGCUGGUCUUAGUCCUCCAGGAGGUGUUUGGCAAGACUCUGGGAAUGCCAGUACUAAUCAAACCGCUAUUGGCAGCAGCAAUUACGUCAGUACGAAUACGAGUGGAUAUGCACCAGGGGUAUCGAUUUUGAGUGGUAGUGAUGCAAUAUCAUUUGGGAUAUUUCUGUUUUUCAAUUCAGCUGGGUUCUAUGUUUCUCUUUUCAUGAUUCACAUUCUCACUUGUGGUUUUCCUUUGAGAUUUGAGUUGCAGAUAUGCAUCUGGGCAAUGGGUUUUACUUACAGUAUUACGAUGUUUACAAUUACACCAAAUGGUAAGUUAGGGAUUAUGUUUAAUGUGAUUGUGGUUCUCUUCCCUAUUGGAAUUCCAUUUAUGUCAAAAUGGAUUCGAGUUGUAAAAGAGAAGAAGCCGUGGAAAUGUCUAGUUAAUAGAAUUAAUUUCGGACGCUAUUGUACUCUAUACUAAGCCAUCAAGUAUCCGAGUUAUUGAUCA